This is a messenger RNA of Calypte anna (Anna's hummingbird), 2268 nucleotides long. RefSeq names its product glycosyltransferase 8 domain containing 1 (gene GLT8D1). The coding region runs from base 245 to 1363 and encodes 372 amino acids. Gene Ontology annotation, cellular component: Golgi apparatus. NCBI's taxonomy places the organism in Eukaryota, Metazoa, Chordata, Aves, Apodiformes, Trochilidae. The transcript has 10 exons. The record is from RefSeq and is a predicted model, not a curated record. Gene Ontology annotation, molecular function: glycosyltransferase activity.
GGGCGAAUCUUCCCGCCCGAGGCUCCAGCUCUACGGGGGAAUUCUGCGGGAGCUGCCGCAGCCCCGCCGGUGCAGCAGGGAGCGGGCGGCGCAGCCCUCGAAUCUAACGGUGCUCAGGCAUCGCGGCCGACACCUGCAGCCUGCGAGGCUCCUGGUUGGCGGCGGCUGCCUCGCGCUGCCGAGGUGGCAGUUGGCGGCGGCGCGGGCGGACGGAAGCUUAUACUAAUAAAUUAACAGGAGAAAAAUGACAUUAAGGAAAGUGAACAUUUCCAUCCUUAUAGUGGCUGUUGUCAUAUUUUUGCUAGUUCUUCAUCACAACUUCCUUGGCCUCAGUGACUUCUUGAAACGGGAGUUGUCAGAUUCCAACCCAUUAGGUCUUCAGCCUAUAGAUUUCAUACCUGCUGUUCCCCAGAGGUUGACAGAUGCAAGGAAUGACAAGGAGAUUACUGUGGUCAUUGCAGCAUCAGAUGAGAGGCUUGGGGGUGCAAUUGCAGCCAUGAACAGUAUUUACCAUCACACCAGAUCCAACGUGGUUUUCUACAUUGUUACUUUGAAUGAUACCAUGGAUCACUUGAGGCUGUGGCUAAGUAGCACUGCUCUGAAAAACUUGAGGUACCGAAUUUUGGAUUUUGACCCUCGUGUCUUAGAAGGGAAAGUGCAAAUGGAUCCUCAGAAGGCAGACACCUUAAAACCAUUAACCUUUGCAAGAUUCUACUUGCCCAAUUUGGUCCCUCAUGCAGAGAAGGCCAUCUAUGUGGAUGAUGAUGUAAUAGUGCAAGAUGAUAUUCUUGAACUUUACAACACCCCACUGAAACCUGGACAUGCAGCUGCAUUUUCAGAUGAUUGUGACUCAACCAGUAAUAAAGUUGCUGUCCGGGGAGCAGGCAAUCAGUAUAAUUACAUUGGGUUUCUAGAUUACAAAAAAGAAACCAUCCGAAAGCUUGCCAUGAAGGCCAACACCUGCUCGUUCAAUCCAGGAGUUUUUGUUGCCAAUUUGACAGAAUGGAAAUUACAGAACAUCACAAAGCAGUUGGAGAAGUGGAUGACACUUAAUGUAGUAGAGGAACUUUACAGCAGGACUCUGGCUGGCAGCAUCACAACACCCCCACUGCUGAUUGUAUUUUACAAGCAACAUUCCAGUAUUGAUCCCAUGUGGAACGUUCGGCAUCUCGGGUCUAGUGCUGGAAAAAGAUACUCUCCUCAGUUUGUGAAAGCUGCCAAGCUGCUCCAUUGGAAUGGACAUUUCAAACCAUGGGGAAGAACAGCUUCAUACACUGAAGUAUGGGAGAAGUGGUAUGUCCCUGACCCCACUGGCAAGUUCAGCCUCAUCCGCAGACAUUCAGAAGCCUAUGAAGCCAAGUAGCCAAUUUUAGUAACUGUGAUGACAUUUUCUCAGGAAACUUCUAGAGCCAAGCAGAACUUCUUUUAGCCAACUUGUACUACAGGGCAGUCCUUGCCUUCUGGAGCACAAGGUGAUGGAUGCACUUACUCAGGUGCAGUUCUGAAAGGUAAAGGUCUAAGACUCACUUCACUUACGUAACAGAAGAUGCUACUCAGGCAACACUACAGAAGGCAAGGGAAGAUGUCCACAAACUGGAACUUCCUCUGUUUCAUUUCUGUCUGUUCUACGGUCUCCUGCUCUUUACUACAAGUACUUAUUACUACAAGACUUCUACAAGUCUUCUAGAUCAUUUGGUCACCUACAGAAACUGUUUCAAAUAACAAGAUACAACUUACGUUGAUACAGAUGGUGUUCGCACCCUGCACAUCUUGCACAGCAACAUACUGUUAAGAGCUGCUUGGGUUUUGUUCUGGUUUUGUUUUGUCCUGUGAAAUAGUUUCAUCAACAACCCCUUUCUUGCAUGAAAUUUCCUCCCAACCGUUUCCGUCCUGCAGCAGUCUGUAAAAGUGAAUCUUUUUUUUUUUAACGAUUACUUUGAGUUUUAUUUCACAAUGUGAAGUGGGUUUAACUGCCACUGAACACUAAAACGUUCUUUGUUAAGGGAUGGAGAAAACUUUGUUCAGAAAUAAAAGAUAAUUUUAACAUAUUGACUCAAACCUCAGGUAAACAGCAACCUUACUCUAGUCUUGGUCUGAUCUAUGAAGUGUUUCCUUUGUACUUAAAUACAGAAGCAUCGAUUGAAACUAAAGUCAGUUCACAUCAUCUUUGCUAAAGCAGUCUCAUUCUAAAAUUGUGCAAAAUGUUUAUUUUGGGGAUCAGUCUGUGUGAAUUACAGAUUAAUUUUGUUAUUGUUAAGUUCCUCAUAG